GACAGAAAGUAUGUCCAAUACCUUAUAACCUUAAUGACAGAAAAUAUGCUAGAUAUAUGUGCUCAAUACAAAUACAAUGGCAUGGGAUCAACUAAUCAAUAUGUGUUUCCCUCACAUUCUGCCAGAACUUGUCAUAGCAUACCCAACUGCACAGUGAUCAAUCACAAUAACAAUGGCUGCUUGCUUGAGUACAAUGGUACCUAGCUUUUAGCAUAGGUCAAUGCCCCAUUGAAAAACAAUGCAUUGCACGUUGUAUGUGACAAUGUUUCUAUGCUCUCAAUAGAAUCUACCUCAUUGGUCGUAAGUAUCAAAAGUAGUCAAUACCGUCCAGUGAAUAUCAAAUAAUUAUAAACUCGUGCCAUUUUUUUCGUAAGCAUUCAAGAACAAAUAGACAAGAUUACAUCAAAAUAGGCAAUUUAUAUUCAUUCAUCUUAACCAAUGAACCUGAUUUGCAUAUGCAAUUAAGAUGCAUAGAAUUAUUAGAAUACUUCAAAUAAAAAUCCCCAUGUCAGUAGAACCAAUUGCAUGCUAUAAAUCUGGUUAUUAUAA
Molecule: messenger RNA, 549 nt
Organism: Rubroshorea leprosula
Lineage: Eukaryota; Viridiplantae; Streptophyta; Magnoliopsida; Malvales; Dipterocarpaceae
Source: the annotation of a GenBank genome assembly